This is a messenger RNA of Nannospalax galili (Upper Galilee mountains blind mole rat), 2264 nucleotides long. It is a transcript of the gene Jaml, whose product is annotated as junction adhesion molecule like. Gene Ontology annotation, molecular function: cell adhesion molecule binding. Bases 177 to 1304 code for a protein of 375 amino acids. The record is from RefSeq and is a predicted model, not a curated record. Lineage: Eukaryota; Metazoa; Chordata; Mammalia; Rodentia; Spalacidae. Gene Ontology annotation, cellular component: membrane. Gene Ontology annotation, biological process: heterophilic cell-cell adhesion; monocyte extravasation; neutrophil extravasation. The transcript has 11 exons.
GCUGCUGUGGUGGGAGAUCUCUGUGCUUUGCUUCUGAGCAUCAUCAUCUUGGGCAAGGAAGCUGAGUUUAGUGAGGUCAAGUAAGACCUAAGGAAGAAACCUUGAGCAGUUUGACAUUUAUUUUCCAAGUGGAAGCGUUGGUUGAUUGGAAUACAGGCUGAAAACUUGGAAGCAGCAUGUGUUGUUCACUGAAACUCUUUGUGAUUCCAGUGUUACUGGGUUAUUCUUGGGGCCUGAAUGACUUGAUUGUUUCCUCCCCUGAGCUAAGAGUCCAUGUGGGUGAUUCAGCUCUGAUGGGAUGUGUUGUCCAGAGCACAGAAGAGAAACAUGUGAGCAAGGUGGACUGGACACUCUCACCAGGGGAGCAUGCGGAGAAUGAAUACGUUCUGUACUAUUACUCCAACCUCAGCGUGGCUUUGGGACGCUUUCUGAACCGUGCGAGUUUGGUGGGAGACAUCUUACAAAAUGAUGGUUCUCUCCUGCUCCAAAAUGUGCAGGACACUGACCAGGGAAUCUACACCUGUGAAAUCCGCUUUGAAAGGCAGAGCAUGGUGUUUAAAAAGUUCGUGGUACUGCAUGUGCUGCCAGAGGAACCAAAAGAGCUCACCAUCCAUGUAGGUGAUUCAACUCAGAUGGGAUGUUUCUUCCAGAGCACAGAAGAGAGACGCGUGACCAAAGUAGACUGGAUGUUUAGCUCAGGAGAGCAUGCCAAGGAGGAGAUUAUCUUACGUUAUGACUUCAGAUUCAACUAUACCCAGAAUCAGGGCCGUUUCCGGAACCGUGUCAACUUGAUGGGGGAUGCUUCCCACUAUGAUGGUUCCGUCAUGCUUCAAGCAGUGAAGGAGUCUGACCGAGGUGUCUACACCUGCAGCAUCUACCUGGGAAAGCUGGUGUUCAGGAAAACCAUUGUUCUGCAUGUGAUCCAGGAAGAAUCCCAAAUGUUGGUUCCAACAACACCUAGACCUGAGAUCCUGGAUGGGAAUCAGCUGGUGAUUAUCGUGGGGAUUGUCUGUGUCACUCUUUUGCUGCUCCCUGUUUUGAUAUUGGUUGUGAAGAGGACUCACUGGAAUAAGAGUUCUACAGCCACUGUGAAGAGCCUGGAGAACACAAAGAAGGCUAAUCCAGAGAAACAUGUCUACUCAUCGAUAACUACAUGGGAGGUGAUGGAAGAAGGACCACGUGGACAGGCCGAGGCCACCUACAUGACCAUGCACCCAGUUCGGCCCUCUCUUCGGUCAGAUCCAAAUAAACCAGUUGGAAAAAAGUCAGUUUGCGGAAACCCCCCAACAGAGCCAACAUUCUAGAAGGAAGGAGAGAGCACUUCAUCAUAGCAGUGGCAAAGACUGCUUUUGAUGGGUCCUAAGCCACUGUGCCAGCUGUUUCAGACCUCUGCUUUUCCGCUGAUCUUGGCCUCCAUCAAAGGACUGAAGAUAGAGGGUUUGAAGUCUGUCAGGAAGACUGAACAGCUCCAAACAAAUAGGCACUGAUAAGGGGAGGGAGCCCAUGGACUUGGCCUCAAGAGUGGGAUCCUGGCCUGGGGAAAACUGACUGAUCUGUUUUGUAGAUGCAUGCACGUCACUGGACCAGACCUUUCAUGUAGACAGUGUUUUCUUGUUACUGUUGUUUUGUGGAUGAGCUACUAGGAAGACUCACAGAAAUACAAACCAACCCAAAUGAUUCCUUUCAUAAAUUAUGACCAAAUAAAUGUGAUUUAUGGGAAUCAUCCAUUUUUAUGCCUAGAUGAGGGACAAAUUAAGUUUGGGUGAAGAAUUUGCAGUGUGGAAUUCCUGGGAAAGCUGAUGUCCUUGGAGUAGAUAGCCACAGUGACUCCACACAGGGACUGGUUUGGUCCUGGGGAAGCUUUAGGGAUGGCAUAUUGAAAGUGGGAUAUGAGUACAGCUCUGGGUUUAACUCAGCGGUUCUUCCUUGCCACUGGGUACAGCAUUACUGGUGGCUCCUUGCUGGAUCUUUGGGGCUUGGGCAUCUGUCUUUUUCAAAAGUGUUACACAUGGGUUGCCAAAGCAAAUGCUAGUUGUUGAGUUCUUGGACUAAAAUGUAAGGUUCCUAUACUUUUUGGUUGUUUUUAUAAAAUUUGAUAGAGUUGGUCUUAAAAUCCUUUAGUUUUUGAACUUGACUUCUAGCCCCUAAGGAUCAGCUUGGGACUCAAGUUCUGGUUACCUUUCCUGACUACCUUUCUCAUUCUCUACCUAUCUUUCUCUUCACUUAGCCAACCAGGGCCCAGGUAAGUCUCCUCUAAAUCUCCC